CCAGCCAUGUUGGUUCUCUUUUUGCUCCUCCCUCCCUAAGGUAUCCGCCGUUGGCUUGUUGGCUUGUUGGCUGAAUACGAAGAAGGUGCAGCUGCCGGCAUCAGCAUCGGUAAUCCGUGGGUUUACGUGCACAAUACUGGAUUGUAGGGUAAGUGUAGAGUACGUAAGGUAUGGAUGUAUCUUGUAGGCAUGAAGCACACCAGAGUGACACCGGAGCACUGGUGCCUUUUUUGGGCCCUUACUUCAUGCAGGUCCAGGCUCACCCACCCGGCUCGUGGGCUGCGAGGGCUCAGGAGGUCGAGGUGCCACGACUGCGAUGGCCAAUUGGGCUGAACCUCGGGAUCCCUGGAUCGUGCGCAGGUGCAGUGCACACCUGGGCAACUCAAAGAAACCUACUCUAAAAGGCGAGGGAGGAGGGGCAGGCCCGGCAGAGGCAGAUCCAGUUUGUCAAGGCCUGCC
This is a messenger RNA of Lasiosphaeria miniovina, 459 nucleotides long. RefSeq lists its product as uncharacterized. Bases 171 to 401 code for a protein of 76 amino acids. The transcript has a single exon. The record is from RefSeq and is a predicted model, not a curated record. NCBI's taxonomy places the organism in Eukaryota, Fungi, Ascomycota, Sordariomycetes, Sordariales, Lasiosphaeriaceae.